AUGGCUUCUGGUCAGGGUCAUGUUAUCAUACCAAUAUUUCUCUUAUUUUCAUUUGCUCCUUAUUACAUCACUUUGGCCGAAUCAAUAGAUCUGGGUGGCAGCCUACAAACAAAUGAGAAGGAUGGCACUCUUUCAGGAUCCAACCCUUUUCAGCUCAACAGGAGAAUGAAAACUGAUGGAAAAGGCAACACCAUAUCUCAUUAUGCAAUGUGGCACACGGAGCCAGGAAAAUUCUAUGGUCUUCGAGCUGAAAUGAGUAUAUGGGGUUCACCUAAUCAAGAAAACUCUCAAGACUCCGGAUCAGCCAUACAGAUCUAUUGUCAAGAAGGGGAACACUACAGCUUAAUUGAAGCAGGGUUUCAUGUUUCCCCCUCUUUGUAUCAUAACCGAGAUGUUCGAUUCUUUACAUACACGACGAGGGACACCAAAUCUGCAGGCUGCUAUAACUUGCAGUGCCCAGGAUUUGUCCCUGCAAGAGGAGCUGCACUAGUGCCUGGCCAAGCUAUUUCUCCCCCGUCAAUUUAUGGCCAAGCCGAUCACUACGCCAGGCUUAGCCUAAACAAGGCCCCCCCUGUUGUCCUAGAUCCGAACUCUGGGGAUUGGGUGGUGUAUCGACACGAUUUAGACAGUCCAUCAUUCUUGGGGCAUUUUCCAGGACAACUUUGCCCUGGAGAAUCACGAAUACAAGCCCUGACAGGAUUUGUGAAUUACCUAAAAAAUACACAUGGCCCUCCAAUGGGAAGUGGUCAGUUCCCGGAUGAUGAAGAUGAUAAGAGAUCUGCAUACUUUAAGCAUAUUAAGAUCUACGAUGCCAACGGCCAUGCUCGAGACCCAAUUACAACUCGCAUGAUUAAGUUAGUUGACAGGCCAGAUUGCUACAAAGAAACUGACUUCACUGUUAUAAUCAAUAGGGGCUACAUAUUUUACUAUGGUGGACCAAACGGUUGUAUUGGUUGA
Messenger RNA from Triticum turgidum subsp. durum (durum wheat), 957 nucleotides. The record is from the annotation of a GenBank genome assembly. NCBI's taxonomy places the organism in Eukaryota, Viridiplantae, Streptophyta, Magnoliopsida, Poales, Poaceae.